UAAAUAGCACAUUUUGUUUGGAAAAUUAUAAAAAUCAAGCAUUUUGGAAAGUAUCUAAGUAUAUAGCAAACUUAUUGCUACACCUACCUCGGUAUCGAAAUCAAACCUUUGAACAUGGGCUUUGAUCUAAACAACAUUGUGGGUAAUGUGGAUGAGGAGCUUAUCUGUCCGAUUUGUACGGACGUUCUAGAGGAACCGGUCCAAUCGUCGGAGUGUGAACAUGCCUAUUGUCGAGCUUGCAUCGAUAAGUGGAUGUUGCAAAAACAGAUUUGCCCGGUAGACCGAUCCGUCCUUCUGUACACCCACCUGGUGCCCGUUUCGCGUCUUAUGCGAAACAUGCUUGCAAGACUAAAGAUCAAAUGCUCCUUCUCUCAAAACGGCUGUGCCCAAUUGCUGGCCCUUGAGGACUUCCGGACCCACGUAGCAACCUGUGAACAUAAUCCCAAGGUGGUCGUCCAGUGCAACAAGGGAUGCGGUAUGAAGGUUCCGAAAGAUGAAAUGGUGAACCACAACUGUGUCUUCGAGCUGCGCGAAUUGGUCGAGAAACUGGUUAAGGAGGUUUCCGAUCUCAAGGAGAAACAAGUCAGUCAGGAGACCAAUAACCUGAGUCAGCGUCGAGAAUUGGAGCUUUUACAGUACUAUAUCGAAGCGCUUCGAUCGACAAAUCCGGUGUUGCGCAACAUUGGUGAGCGGCUAGACCGCUUCUCUCUAAUGCAAUGGGGCAAUGGUCUGUCCAUAGCCUCUGUUCAUACUUGGGGCAGCUUGAUCUCCACACCGGACACUCCCAUGCAUCUGAUGGUACGCGACGUCCUACGAUCCAGUGGCUGUCCGAUGUACAUGCUCAACAUGAUGGUGGACCGCUGCCACGAGGACCGUUGGCCCGAGGGCCUGAAGACUCUGGAAGUCCGCCGGGAAAAUCAACAUCAAAUGAGUCAGUAUGUAACACGUCUAGUGCCGCCUCUGGCCACUGGUAAACCGUGUGUGGUUGUGCUAGCCGGCGAUAAUACACACAUGCCAGAGAAUCUUCGGCCUACACUAGGACUGGUCAUGAUCUUCGUAGACGGCGUUGAUGAGAUGGGGCCACUGGUUAUCUAAGUCAAACCCAUAUCUUCCUCAUCUAAAUUCAUUUUUGGAAAUACGACACACUGGCUAUUCGUUUCCCACCGAUUUGUUUUGGAAACGUAGCCUUUAACGCCCUUAAUGUCUAAAAUUACACGAUCAACACGAGUUAGUCGUACGUACGGAUUAAAGUCAGAUAACAUUGCUUUGUGUAAUUUCGAAUAAAAUGAUAUGCUAUGGUAAAAUUUAAA
Messenger RNA from Drosophila eugracilis, 1310 nucleotides. RefSeq names its product E3 ubiquitin-protein ligase NRDP1. NCBI's taxonomy places the organism in Eukaryota, Metazoa, Arthropoda, Insecta, Diptera, Drosophilidae. Bases 115 to 1095 code for a protein of 326 amino acids. The transcript is spliced from 3 exons. Gene Ontology annotation, biological process: protein ubiquitination. The record is from RefSeq and is a predicted model, not a curated record. Gene Ontology annotation, molecular function: ubiquitin protein ligase activity.